UGGUAAAUGGGUUGUACUUGUAUAGCGCUUUUCUACCCCUUUUUAAGGAGCCCGGUAUUUCCACAUUCGCCCAUUCACACACACAUUCACACACUGACGGCGGGAGCUGCCAGGCAAGGACCCAUCAGGAGCAAGGGUGAAGUGUCUUGCCCAAGGACACAACGGACGUGACUAGGAUGGUAGAAGGACACCCAUCGCCUGUACAAACUGAAACUUGAGGAAGUCACCAAACUGCAAGUCAGCUGCUCCACCGCCAUCGAGCGUCAGAGGAAGAAGCUGAAAGAUCUUUCUGCAUCACUAGAAGAAUGCAAAGUCAAACAUCCCGAGCUCAAGUUAAGUCGGCAGGAAGCGGAGUCCAUCGCCGACAUCAAGAUGUCAAUUGAAGAGAGAGACAACGCCUUCUCCGAGAUGGAAGCCUUCCUGCCAAAGAAGAACGGGUUGUACCUCACUCUCGUUUUAGGAAACGUCAACGUCACGCUCCUCAAUAAGCAGUCCAAGUUCGCCUACAAAGACGAAUAUGAGAAAUUUAAGCUGGUCCUCACCGUCAUCCUCUUCCUCUUCUCCUUCACCUGUCGCUUUUUGUUCAGCUACAGAGCCUUAGACGCCUUGUUCAACUUCCUGCUGGUGUGGUAUUACUGCACGCUCACCAUCCGCGAGAGCAUCCUCAUCAACAACGGCUCAAGGAUCCGAGGCUGGUGGGUGUUCCAUCACUACGUGUUCACCUUCCUGUCCGGAGUCAUGCUCACCUGGCCCGAGGGGACUUUGUACCAGAUGUUCCGGAACCAGUUCCUCUCGUACUGCUUGUACCAAAGCUUUGUGCAGUUUCUACAGUACUACUAUCAGAGUGGCUGCUUGUACAGAUUACGAGCUCUGGGAGAACGACACAACAUGGACCUCACCGUCGAGGGCUUCCAGUCCUGGAUGUGGCGAGGACUCACCUUCUUGCUGCCUUUCUUGUUCUUUGGUCACUUCUGGCAGCUCUACAACAGCGUCACACUUUUCAAGAUGUUCCAGCUCCCCGAGUGCAAAGAGUGGCAGGUUGUCAUGUGCGGCUGCUCCUACAUGGUGCUCUACCUGGGGAACUUCUUCACUACACUGGGCGUGGUCUACCAGAAGUACAGGCAGAACCGGGACAACAAGCCCAAGUCCUUGUAGGACACUGUCGGGAUGCAUACCGAGUACCAGUAUUUUUUUUUCUACAGGUUCCAGGUGGACAAUGAUAUAGCUAUCCGUAUUUUUUAUCCGGCUGACCGUCCUAAUUAUGACAGGCUGUCACAUUCACUUCAGGUGCCGCUGCUGCUCCUGGAAUAAUCACAAAUAAGGAAGCAACACCACAAAAAAGUUUGUCACGCAAUAUUUUCUCCUCAAAAGUCGUUCACAGUCAUUCACGCUAAUAAUACACUCCAAAAAGUGAAACAUUUAAGUAAUACAAUAAUCCAUAAAGUUGCUUCGAAGCAGUGCUUCUCAAAUAUUUUCUGUUACGCACCCCCAAGGAAAAAGAAAAUAUUUUGCGUCCCUCUACCCUCCACCGUGACUAUACAUCCAUCCAUUUUCUACCGCUUAUUCCCUUGGGGAUCGGUGCCUAUCUCAGCUACAAUCGGGCGGAAGGCGGGGUACACCCUGGACAAGUCGCCACCUCAUCACAGGGCCAUCACAGAUAGACAACAUUCACACACCACGUCCAAUUUAGUGUUGCCAAUCAACCUAUCCCCCCACCGUGACUAUAAAUACUAUAAUUUGUAUAUAAAAUUGUUAUAACUGUACCUCUGCACAACACUGUCAGCUUAUUAACAAUAAAGGAAUCAACACAUCGGUCUUUCCUCGCUUCCAUUGUGGUUACAGGAAAGCCAAGUACUACAUACAAUUUAUCAUAUUCAAAAAAAGCAUGUUCCCCUGGCAUCGCAUCGGACCCGCCCCGCUAUUUGAGAAGGACUGCACUGAAGCAAGAUAACAUCAGUUGAUAGGUCUCAUUAGUCGCUGUCUGAUGCCAUUCCAUCACGCCGCGUCAGCGGGGCAUCAAAACACACCUUGCUUAAAUGCACACACCUAAUAUGCAAAUAUAUUGAUUUGAUAUGAUACAUCAUGUAAAUCAGGCCUUAGCAAUUAUUUUGACCCAGAGGGUAAAAUUUAAAGAAAAACAUGUGUCUGGGGGCCGGUAUAUCUAUUUCUAGAAACACUAAUACAAAACCUCACAAUAAUGUCUGAUUGAAUGCUAAAAACGUUAUGACAGACUGUCUUAAAAAACGGAAUGGUAUUUUUACUUUUUUUUACUGAAUGAGACUCCCAGAUUUAACAUGAAAAUAAAGAACGUGGGAUUUACAAUAUUAACUAUGAACAAUAGAACACUGAAUAUUGACAAAAUAUGAAUUUCACACCCCCUCUCCUUCGACAUAUUUUACAAUCAAGUGAAACCCAACAAAAAUACAACACAAACAGUGAAAUAUGAACACGAAGAGUAAAAACAAACCCACCUUCAAUCUGAUAUAUUUGAUAUAUCACUAAGCUUUAGAACAGGGGUAGGGAACCUAUGGCUUGCGAGCCAGAUGUGGCUCUUUUGAUGACUGCAUCUGGGUCUCGGAUAAAUCUGAGCUGACAUUGUUUAACAAGAUAAAUAAUGAAUAAUUCCACUUGUAAAAAGUGUUAAAAAUAAUGUUCAAAACAUAAAACAUUCUCAUGCAUUUUUAGCCCAUCCAUCCGUUUACUACCGCACCUGUUCAAGAAGUUGCGGUAAGAAGUUAUUUAUUUAUUAUUGAUUAGUGUGGGGCUUGCCCUCCUGGGGGUUCUUCAGACCACCAAGCACCGACAUAAGAGCCCGUUUCCGGGUUACACUAUUGUUUUAUUUUUCAAUAUGUCUCUCAGUUGCUUUCCAGCAAUUGUAUUUUUCUCUUUCGCUCUCGCUCGCGCUCUGGCUCCAGCCCCAGCCCCAUCUCUCCUCCUGGCUGCUGCUUAUGACAGAGCGACAGGUGAUUAGAUAACAAGGCUCAGGUGGGCCAUCUAGGCAGCUCUCGCUGAUUUCGAGGCCGGUCCUGGCACACCCCAGUUCAAUGCAGGCCCGCGGGCCACGCCCUCUCCAUAGUUAGCCUCAGAAUAACAAUGUUAUUACAAAGAAUAAGAGACCUAUUGUACUCUACAAAUGUUGGUCUUACUCAAAAAUGCACACUUUUAGUUGUGUUCAGUGUUUAAAAAAAAUAUUAUAUGGCUCUUACGGAAAUACAUUUUAAAAUAUUUGGCUUUUUGGCUCUCUCAGCCAAAAAGGUUCCCGACCCCUGCUUUAGAACUUUGUUGUAAAAAUAUCCUUCCACGUCUGUCCCUAACACCCACAUUUCAGGCUGGCCGCUCUGGAAACACUCUGUGGAAACGCUCCCCACCCACACUGCUUAGUGCCUCGUCUGACCUGCUGUCGCUUACAUUACCAUAGAAACUAAUUCUAUUACCAUAGUAACUCGUAUAUCAUGCAAAAGCACAGAUUCCAACCAUUGAAAUACUUUGUGCAGAUCAAGACUUACUGUAAUGUAAAAACAUCACUGCACAUCAUAAUGGCAGCUACAGUUUCCAUCUUAAAGAUCUAAGAAAAAUAUUUUGAGAAUGUCCGGCGGGCCAGAUUGCGUAACGGACUGCAUGCGGCCCCCGGGCCUUAAUUUUUCCCAGGUCUGAUGUAAAAGGUCUGUGCUCUGCACAUGACAUACAUACGAUUAUUAUUACAUCAAUAUUAUUUCCAGCUGAGUGUAAUAAUGAAUAGAAACUCAGUGUUGGAUCUUUGUGAUCUGACAAGAUGAUGACAUAACUGCAUUGUCAGCGUAUUUGAUUUGUUAAAGACUUCAGAAGCAAGUGCUAAUUAAAUACUUCCCUGCUGUGAGAUGUUACAUGAUGUUGGUGGUGUACAACAUUUCCUGCUAACGAAAACGCAUCUUUUUACAUCUUUGUUUACACCAAUUACAUAUAUUUAAUACCGGUACCCAUGAGGAAUGUUUGUAUCAUCACCGAUAAAAUCCUAACGAUGUACAUCCGUCACGGUCCCUGUCAGCCAUUUGGCCGUCACGCUCGUCGGUGCACAUUUUUGUUGCUCAAAGCUGUGGAAGAAUGUUACUCAACCGUCAAAACUACAUUUCUGUCGUUUGACUCUCAGCAGCUGCCAAGUAUUAUUAUUAAUAAUAAUAUUGUUGCUAUAUGUGCCUUCCCAAAAGUGCUGAAUAAAAACAGUCCUUCACGCCA
Molecule: messenger RNA, 4212 nt
Organism: Nerophis ophidion (straightnose pipefish)
Lineage: Eukaryota; Metazoa; Chordata; Actinopteri; Syngnathiformes; Syngnathidae
Gene: tmem120aa
Product: transmembrane protein 120Aa
Exons: 12
Coding region: 373-1155 (260 amino acids)
Biological process (GO): fat cell differentiation
Cellular component (GO): membrane
Source: RefSeq, a predicted model, not a curated record